UCAAUUCCAACAGAUGAUAGAUAUAGCGCACCCUGGUGACCUCCCUCCAGUGGAGGUCAGCCUCUGCAACACAGACAUGAAGUCAAGCACAGCCAACCACAGCAUCCUAUCCAUCGGGGAGGAAGAGGGAGCAGGCAAUUUCCUGCGUUCUAUCCCAACACGAGAAUCCCUUCAGUGCCCUCGGGGCUCGGUUGUGAGCUUCCACGACAUCCAGUACACCAUCAAACAGUCCCACGGGCCCCUCUGCAAACGGACAACGGUGAAGAAGAAGGUUCUCCACAAUGUGUGUGGCAUUAUGAAGCCGGGUUUGAAUGCUAUCCUGGGACCAACAGGGAGCGGCAAAUCCUCUCUCCUAGAUGUGCUGGCUGCUAGAAAGGACCCUGCUGGCCUGUCUGGGCAAGUGCUCAUAGAUGGCUUCCCGCAACCUCCAAAUUUCAAGUGUAUCUCAGGAUAUGUCGUGCAGGAUGAUGUGGUUAUGGGCACACUGACGGUGAGGGAGAAUCUACUCUUCUCUGCAGCCCUGCGCCUCCCCAGCUCCAUCAGCUUUAAAGAAAAGGAAGAGCGGGUCAGCCAGAUAAUCACUGAGCUGGGGCUCAGCAAAGUAGCUGAUGCUAAGGUAGGAACGGAACUAAUCCGAGGGGUGUCAGGUGGAGAGCGGAAGAGAACCAACAUUGGCAUGGAGCUCAUCACGGAGCCCCCAGUCCUAUUCCUGGACGAACCCACCACCUCCUUACACUUCUCACUAUUGAAUUUCAUCCUAUUACUAAUACUCCAGCUUUCGAGAAGAGGUCGGACCAUCAUUUUCUCUAUCCACCAGCCACGCUAUUCCAUCUUCAAGCUCUUCGACAGCCUAACUUUGUUGGCUUUGGGAAAGGUGCUGUAUCAUGGUCUGGCUAAGCAAGCCCUGACAUAUUUUAGUUCUAUCGGGUAUCAAUGUGAGCCCUUCAACAACCCGGCUGACUUCUUCCUUGACGUGAUAAACGGUGACUCCACCGCCGUGGCGGCAAGCAAAGGUGAUCAGAGAAGCCUGGACAACGGAGGGACUGGAGGAGGGGUAAUCAGUGAUGACGAGCAGAAUGUGGACAAGAGCGUGGUGGAAACUCUGCACCAGCAGUACCUGAACUCCAGCCAGUAUCGGAACAUGGGAGAAGAGCUGAAGAAAGUGGCGCUCAGACAGCAGAAUGAGCAGGGGAAGUCGAGGCGUGUGAAUGAGGUCACAUAUGCAAAUGGCUUCUUCACCCAGCUCUACUGGGUGUCCAAACGUGCCAUCAAAAACCUCAUCAGGAACCCCCAGGCAUCUGUGGCACAGAUCGCAGUGACCACCCUCCUAGCCCUGAUUGUGGGAGCCAUCUUUUUCGGAAUAAAACUAGACCAAAGUGGCAUUCAGAAUCGGGUUGGAUCCUUGUUUUUUGUAACUACAAACCAGUGCUUUUCCAGCGUAUCAGCGGUCGAGCUGUUUAUAAAGGACAAGAAAUUGUUUGUCCAUCAGUACACCAGUGGGUACUACCGAGUGUCAGCAUACUUCUUUGCCUUGAUCAUUGGAGACCUUUUGCCCAUGAGAACUCUUCCAGGCAUUAUCUUUUCGUGCAUAAGUUACUGGAUGAUUGGCUAUCAGGCAGUAGCAGGACGGUUCUUUUUCUUCAUGCUGACACUGGUACUAGUAUCCUACACAGCCACGGCCAUGUCUCUGGCUAUCAGCGCUGGGAUGAAUGUGGUGGCCAUUGCCAAUCUGUUUAUCACGAUUUGCUUUGUCUUCAUGCUUAUCUUUUCUGGCCUGUUGGUGAACCUUCCUUCUGUGAUGGGAUGGUUGAACUGGCUCAAAUACUUCAGCAUCCCCAGAUACGGCCUCACGGCCCUGCAAGUCAAUGAAUUUAGAGACCUUUACUUCUGUGGUGAGAACCCUCAGAAUAUCGCUGCAUCCCCCUUGGAUGUGGCUGAUUGCUCCUCAAAUGCUACACAAUUUGGAGAAAUGUGUUAUGGUGAAACAUAUCUGUGCCGCCAAGGGAUUGCAUCAACCAACUGGGCCAUGUGGGAAAACAUAGUGGCUCUAGGCUGCAUGACUGCCAUCUUCCUCUUGAUAGCCUAUGGGAAACUCCGAUUCAUGAAGAAGUUCACCUAGCCUCACCGUCACUUUACUCUGUGACUAACCUCAGGACUUUGAACUGCAGUUUGUCAGGCCCAUGCUCAUUGAAGACCAAUGAAAGAUUCAGUGGGCAUCGGCUCAAGCCCAGUGUACAAAAUGUGGCCACUCAUCAAGCACAAGAAAUAUCUAUUAUGUGAUCAUGAGUAACAUUUUUUACCUUGUCUAUAGUUAAAUUGCUGGCUAUUUUAUUGUAAGGAAUUGUUAGACUAUCAUGUUCUCUUACACACUUCUGUAAAAGUGCACUCUAAUUUAUAUAACUUCAUUAUUCUGUGGCCACUGUCUGCAGUAUCUCAGGAAAACAUAUUUAAACAUAUACAUUAAUAUAAACCAGAUUUCAUUUUGGCAA
This is a messenger RNA of Mauremys reevesii (Reeves's turtle), 2489 nucleotides long. Its product is annotated as broad substrate specificity ATP-binding cassette transporter ABCG2-like. The transcript has 16 exons. Lineage: Eukaryota; Metazoa; Chordata; Testudines; Geoemydidae. Gene Ontology annotation, molecular function: ATP hydrolysis activity; ABC-type transporter activity; ATP binding. Gene Ontology annotation, cellular component: plasma membrane. Bases 14 to 2119 code for a protein of 701 amino acids. The record is from RefSeq and is a predicted model, not a curated record.